CAUUUUCCAUGUCGCCAUUUUCUACCGCUACACCACUGUUCCUGUGAAGAGGUGGAUUCUUCGACUGUCGUUCUUGUGCUGCAUGAAAGAGCCUUGCAAUUGACAGUGUUGAGAAUUGACAGAAACAUUUACGUUUAAAAGAAAGGAAAUACACGGUUGCGCGCUUUCUCUGUCAGUAUCUUUUCCUGUAAGAAUGUCGUCAGAAAGCCCCGAAUAUUCCCCGUUCUUCGCAGUGAUGGGAGCCUCUGCGGCUAUGGUCUUCAGCGCAUUGGGGGCGGCCUAUGGCACGGCUAAGAGCGGAACGGGUAUCGCUGCCAUGUCGGUGAUGCGGCCGGAGCUCAUCAUGAAGUCCAUCAUUCCUGUGGUCAUGGCGGGUAUCAUAGCCAUCUACGGGCUGGUGGUGGCGGUGCUCAUCGCCAACAACAUUUCAGAGAAAGUCACCCUCUACAAGAGUUUCCUCCACCUGGGUGCUGGGCUGAGCGUGGGGCUGAGUGGGCUGGCGGCUGGUUUCGCCAUCGGCAUUGUGGGCGAUGCAGGUGUUCGGGGCACGGCCCAGCAGCCCAGGCUCUUCGUGGGCAUGAUCCUCAUCCUGAUCUUUGCAGAGGUCCUGGGGCUCUACGGUCUUAUUGUGGCUCUCAUCCUCUCCACAAAAUAGAGAGAGCAAAGUCCAUCUGUCCGUCCGUGUACGUCGAGUCAACGCUACGUCAUCCAUUCCAUAUAUAUACAUCUAAGAAAUAAAGAACAAAUUAGAGAGCAUGCCUUUACGCCUGGUUCCAAAUCGACUCUCUUUAGCCACUUCUUUCCUAGUGACACUACUGAGUCCUUUGUAGAUCUAAUAGGUUUGAAUAAGUGUUAGCAAUAUGGUAAUGGAAAAGCCACAAACCUACCUACAUUGCUUAUUCAUGCCUGUCAGAUCUACGAGGGAGGCAUCUUGAGGUGUUAAGGGCUGUGUCCCAAAUGGCACCAUAUUCUCUACGUAGUGCACUAUUGACCAGAGUUAUAUGGGCUAUAGUGCUCUGGUCAAAAGUAGUCCACUCAAUAGGGAAUAGGGUGCGAUUUGGGACACGGCGUGGGGUUGAUUUGAGAUUGGGCGUGAAGCGAAAAGCGUCUCCUAUUCCAGUCGUAUCUCUUUUCCUGUACAGUCGUCCUUGAGUCCACUAGCCAAACCUUUGUGAAUGUAGUGACGCUUUCGUCCUGUGCGUGCUUGACUAUUGGUUUACCUCCUUCCUCCCAAUUUCCUCUCAUUUAUGUGUCUGCUAAAUGGCUUUUAUUAUUAGUGUUCCUUUGUUUGUUUUUUUCUUUAAAUGUCCGAAGAACGGACUGUUGGACAAAUCAUUUUAUUUUUCUGGGGACCAUUUUCACAUUAAAGGACCUAACUAAUACAAGGACAACUCUUUUUUUUUUGGUUUGGUUGUUUUUUUCACUAAUUAUUUAUGAAGAUUUUGAAAUGUUAAUAAAAACAGUUUCAUCGAGUUCCCAAUGAGAUGGAGAGGUGUGUAUGUGCGUGUAUAUAUAUAUCUCUAUCUAAUAAAUAUCUGUAUAGCUAGAUUAAUUGCACUGUGGGUAAUUGUUCUAAGGGCUUUGAAUUCCUCUGGAUGCAUGUAUCCAGUGGAGACUGUCUCUGAUUUGCAGAUGUUGGAGUGGGACUUUUAUGUUUAUGGUGGCUGGCAUGUAAAAGUGUGUGUGGCGUGUGUGUCUGUUAACUCUAAGACAUCAUUCUCAUUUGUACUGUUGACCUGUAGUACUGGGGUGUAAUCAAUAUUCCAAAUGAAAACUAGACAGAUUCUAUUGGACAGAUUCAGGUAGGUCCCCAGUUUGAUUCGUAAAUUGUUUCCAUUGCAAGAUGUAAUGAGUAAACACCAGCCAUGUGGUUGCAGUUGCACACUGGCGGGCCUCAUCUGUCUAAUAUCCAAUUAAAUCUCAACCACA
Molecule: messenger RNA, 1929 nt
Organism: Oncorhynchus keta (chum salmon)
Lineage: Eukaryota; Metazoa; Chordata; Actinopteri; Salmoniformes; Salmonidae
Gene: atp6v0ca
Product: ATPase H+ transporting V0 subunit ca
Exons: 3
Coding region: 194-655 (153 amino acids)
Biological process (GO): proton transmembrane transport
Cellular component (GO): proton-transporting V-type ATPase, V0 domain
Molecular function (GO): proton-transporting ATPase activity, rotational mechanism
Source: RefSeq, a predicted model, not a curated record